CAGAUACCUGAGGCCCUUCAGUCUGACGCACUUGAUCUGAUGCAUUACUUUGCUUUAUUAUUUUUUAAUUCAAGCUACAGAUAUUUCCCUCUCUGUUUCUCUCUAUAUACAAUCUAUACAUCACUCUCGUGUGUUGCUCUCCAGACAAGAGUUUCCUGAAGAGCGCAGGAAAAUAACGGGCUUCGUUUUAUUUCAUCCAGAACUCUUUCAGAAGCUCAGAAACAAUAAACGGAUCCGAGCGGAUCGAGGACUUGCGACAAUUAAAAUGCGUCGCAUCACACGGAACGGGGAUCUGGUGGCGGUGCUGCUGUUGUUGUUUUCGGCUGCGGUCGGCUUCGCUCAGGUGCUGGACCGAACACUCAUCAUGACCCACGAGAGGAGCUCCAUCGAGAGGACAUACGAGCUGACCAAAUACCUGGACCACCAGCUGAAGGAGAUCAGAGACACUUACCUGUCCUAUCUCGGCCCUCCGUUCAGCGAUCCCGGCUUCUCUCCUCCACGUCCCAACAGCUCCUCUCUGUCCGUGCCCAGCGCAGCCACGAGGGUGGACUUGUGGCGAGGACUGGAGAAUGGCGCCCGUCUGGCGCAGAACCAGCGGGCGUACAGCGUGCUCCUGUGUGCUGUGAGGGAGCUGGCGCGCUCCACCCUGUGUCCGUACCUCCAGAGCUCCCUCCUGCACUUCUGCUCCGGCCUCAGCGGGCUGCUUGGCUCCAUAUCCGGCCUGAUGAACGCCCUAGGCUACACCAACAUCCCGCCCUCCACACCUGCUCAAGGAUACGCCCCACUUCUGUCCUCACAGUUUCAGGACGAGAGCGAGAACAGCCCUGCUCCUCUGCGGAGCUACGAGCCUCGAGGCAUUCAGCCCGCCUCGGCCGAGAGAGAGGGAACGACUCGGGCGGAUCUCAAGCGGGACAGAGACAGGGGCAGGAGAGCAAGGAGAAAAGAAGAGGAGGGAGAGAAAGAGGAAGGGAUGGAGAGAUGGGGAAAACGGCGGCGACUAUUGAGUGUAGACGAAGAGAAGACGAUACAACUGAACAUGAACUACACCGCUUUAAAACUCGGAGAUGGAUACAGAAAGCAUCCCGUACUCUUCUCAUCGUCGUCUCUCCAACACCGUCGACCCGUUCGCUCCAUUCCCUCGUCUCCUCUCUCGCUCCUGUAUCAGUACGGUGGGCCGGUCGCCGAGGUGCACUCUUUGCUGGCGGCCCCCGUGUUGUCGUCCCAUCCCGCUCCGAAUGACUUCUCGCGGAAGGUGGAGGGAUUCUGGGUCCUGCGAGAGCUGCAGAGCUGGCUGUGGAGAUCGGCGAAAGACUUCACCAGACUGAAGAAGCGGCUGCGUGCUUGAGAACAAAGCCUCCGUUACGAAACCUAGCGAGCUGUCUUCUAACAAGGCAGUGAAAAAACGUUCAUUGCGAUAUAAAUUUGCAGCUGUGAGGUCUCCGAGGUAUUAUAAGUACUUUUUCAUAUUUAAAAACAGAAUCAGAAGUUCUCAGAAUGAGAGUAAUUAGCACUUUAAAACUCCUCCUACAGACGGUUUGACUAGAUUGUCUAUUUUCUAAAAAUGAGACUGUGUUGCCAGAUCCAGUUAUUUUAAGCAUCUUUAGGCUUGUCACUUUGUGUGACAUUUUAGGAACUUAAAAAGCUGGAAUAUGCAGGGUAGGGUUAGCGAUAUCUUCACCUUGAACUUAUUUUGGUUUAUUCUAUUUUUGGGGAGGUUUGUUUUUGUUUGCUUCUGUGGCAAUAUCUGGCAACACUGCCCUUAAACAGACAGUAAUAAUAGUAAUAUAAAAUAAGCCCAUAGAGAGCAUGUUAUACUGAAAGAAUACCACAUUCAAUAAGACAAACACAGUGAUCUUCUUGAUAUUAUCUGAAGCGCUAUUAUAAGCAGCAGCGUUUAACUCUAGUACACAGUAAGUUACUGCGAAAGAAUCUGCGUGGGGAGAUCAGCUCCAAGGUUUCGGCUCUGAGCAGAAGUGUGUGUGAAACUGACUGAUUCACGCUCUGUGGAUCUCAGAUGGUCACGCUUUGCACUAAAUCACCAAACAGAAGAGAGCCCGCCAGUACGUCACGGACGAAGGGAAGAGAGCGCUCUUUGAGAGAGCCAGACGUGAUUCAGCAGAAGGAAAGUGAAUCACGCUCGGCGUCGCGCAGUAGUGAAAGGGUCAACGUGGCAAAAGAGGAGGCAAUGUGGCAUAAUCAAAGAAACAAUGGAGAGUUUUUUGCUGCCUCACAAACUGAGUCAGAAAUGCCUCACUGACACUGACUCGUCUUUUUCCAGACACACACAAAUACACACCUACACAUUUGGAAAGGCAUGCACAAAUCUGAUGUUCAGAUGGCGUGUGUGCGAACAGAAAAAGACACAUAUGAAAGUGUAUGUCAUGUUUUCUGGAAACGUACAAUAGUAAUACCAUGAUAUUUUUAUAGAAACACUGAGUGCUAUGUAAAUACCAUGGUACAGUAUGUGAAUGAGGUCACAAUGUUGUACCAUAUUUCUCAAAGUACUAUGGCAUAUGUUUUUGGGCUAUAAAUGGCAAUGUAUAUAUCCUGUUAUAUAUGUCUAAAUACUGUAGUAUUACCAUGUUUUUUACCAUGGUAGCACCACACCAUGCCAAGCGACUCUACACAUGAAUGUGUGUGAGUUAUAUUGCAGAUGAGAGGGUGUUUCAAGUGUUUGUGUACAGUCUGUGCAGUGAUUUCUGUAUGUGUGCAUAUGUCUGUUGUAUUUAUUUAAAAUAUUUAUUUCUUUGGGGUACGGCUGUAUGAUGUCACUUCUUUUUUUGUUUUUGCAGAGAGUACAAAAGACUUUAAUGGCUACUCUAUGGGUGUGUGUGUGUGUGUGUGUGUGUGUGUGCUCUCACCCCUUGAGGACUGGGAGGAUAGCAAGAGUUUUAUUCGUCUGUCUGAGCCAAAUUUAUGACCAAUCCGUUCUUUCAUGUAAUCCCACAUCCUCUCUUCCCUCUCUCUCUCUCUCUCUCU
Molecule: messenger RNA, 2979 nt
Organism: Carassius gibelio (silver crucian carp)
Lineage: Eukaryota; Metazoa; Chordata; Actinopteri; Cypriniformes; Cyprinidae
Gene: clcf1
Product: cardiotrophin-like cytokine factor 1
Exons: 3
Coding region: 266-1345 (359 amino acids)
Source: RefSeq, a predicted model, not a curated record